This is a messenger RNA of Ichthyophthirius multifiliis, 1179 nucleotides long. RefSeq lists its product as hypothetical. Lineage: Eukaryota; Ciliophora; Oligohymenophorea; Hymenostomatida. The record is from RefSeq and is a predicted model, not a curated record. The transcript has 4 exons.
AUGAAUGAUGAAGCUGUUUAAUUGUUAAAUUGUGAAAACAAUAAAUAAGCUUUAAUUAUGUUUAAAUAAGUUGAAAAAAUGCUUGAAUUUGCAGCAAGUUGUGGAAAAGAAAUUGAUAGAAAUUUAAUAAUAGUUGCAUUAUAUAAUAGAGCUUGUACAUAUUAAAGCCUUUGGAUUUUAGAUAAAUGUUCUUAAUAUUUAGAUGGAGUAAUUUACAACUUAAAAGUAAGUUUAGAAGAAGAUUCCUUAAGUUUAAAUAAUAUUUUUUAGAAUUAAAAAGAAAUUCUCGCUUAUAAAAUAAAAAAAUAAACUUUUUUAGUAAAAUCCUACUUAUAAUAUUGUGCGAUAUUAUCUUAAUAAGAAUAGUAUUAAAUAAAAUAUAUUUAUAAUUUAAAAAUAAAUAAAAAAAGGCAUGAAAAAGCAUUAGAAACAGGAUACCAAUGUUUAGAUCUUUUAAAAAAAAUAUUUAAUUAAUCUUUUUAGUUUUGCGAAAAGAAUAUGUAGAAUGAAAAUACAAGGAAAAAAAGUUAAAAUUAAAGCUAUUUUUAAGAAAAAAACUUAAAAAUAACUGAAAUAAUUUGUUUUUAAAAGUUAGUAAUUUAAAAUGCUUACAAAAUAAUAUCUUCAGUAUAAAAUCUUUUAAAUAUAAAUGAUGAUAAUAAAUCCCAAAAUGAACAUUUCAAAGAUACAAAGAAAACUCUUUAUUUUUGGAAAAAUAAUCCUGAAAAUAACGAGAAACAUAUCAGAAUUUAACUUACUUAAAUUUAAAAUUAAAAAGAAGAUGCAAAAAGAUCUAUUUUAGGAGUUUAAAAUGCAUCUUAAUGGAUUUAAAACUUUAAUAUUGGAUAAAUUAUGCAUAUGGAAGGUAUUAAAUACGAAGAUUUUUGUUUUUUUUUUGGAGAUAUUAUGUAUGAAAUUUCAAAAAAAAUGAUUUUAGAAAAAGUAAUUUAUUUAUCAAUUACAUAUUUUACGAUAGCAACUGAAUUAAGAUUAAUUGAAACUGAAAAAAAUAACUAAUCAGAAAAAGCAGAAAAUUAUAAUUUAUAAAAUAGCUAAAUUCUACAUUUAAAAGCUAUAUAGAUUUCUUGCUAACAUAUUACUUGUAAAAGUCCUUAUAUUAAUCAUUUAAUAAAUUCUUAUCAUAAGCAUUACAAUUAAAGCUUAGAAAUAAUAAUUUGA